CUCAGCAAGAACAUCUUAACACGAUGACCGACAACUCCACUUCUCCGCGGAACAAGCAGCGGACCAUGACCGCCUGGUCCGCGGCUUCUUCGAGUUGCGGCACGGCCUAUCCUGCGUGAAAACGUUUUCCUCCCAGAGUCAAGUUGCGAAGUGUACAACACAAAUCCAGAAGUAUUGGGAGUCACGCAUGACAAGUUCCUCUCUGUAGUGUAGUGCAGACUCUUAGCAAGGACAAGCGCAUCGCAAGACCAUCAGCUCGUCCUGUUUACAGCAUCACAAAUUCCAAAAAUUGACUGAGAUGAAUGCCUCUCAUGGGGAUACGCAUGACAAGUCGUUCUGUAGAUGCAAAAAUUCUGCAUAACAACUCAGAAGUGGGGACAUUCUUCAACAGGAUACGGCCAAUUCCGCGGUGACCGGGUCCAGUAAUGGAACGAAUCAAAAUUCGCAGUUUUCUUUCGGGAACUCGAAUACCGGAAAUAACCACCUCGACCAAACAGGCUCCGGGCCGUCGCCGUCGGGCCAAAAUAGCAGGAACUCCGGUGGUACUGGUAGUGGUGGACCAGGAAACAACAAUAAGCCGACGAUUUUGAUGUUAAACAAUUCCAUCACGAAGGAAAACAGUGAGGCCAAGAAGAAAAUAAACAAAACAACAACCGAAAUAAAUUCAACUGCCUCUUCGAAGCAACCGAUAAUUCCUUCUGGGUUUUUGCUAAAGAAGUUCCUCGGCUAUGAUCCCUACAGCGGGUCCCUCACCGACCACUACGAACUGG
Molecule: messenger RNA, 770 nt
Organism: Amoebophrya sp. A120
Lineage: Eukaryota; Dinophyceae; Syndiniales; Amoebophryaceae
Source: the annotation of a GenBank genome assembly